GGAGGUGGUGCUCGCGGGGCGGCCUUCGCCGAGAGUCGGGACCGGGCAGGGUUUGCCAGUAUGGAGCCUGUAAGCUUUGACAACUUGUCAAUUUUGUAUCAAAGUGAGGACUUCAUUGUGGUCAACAAGCACUGGGAUGUCCGCAUCGACAGCAAGAUGUGGUAUGAAAAGCUGACUCUGCAGAGUCAGCUGAAAUACCGAUUUCCAGAACUUGCUGAUCCAGACACUUAUUAUGGCUUCAGGUUUUGCCACCAGCUGGAUUUCUCCACCAGCGGGGCACUUUGUGUGGCACUGAACAGAGAGGCAGCUGGCAGUGUGUACGCGUGUUUCAAAAAUCGGACAGUCACCAAGGCCUAUCUUGCAUUGGUAAGAGGCCACAUCCAGGAGCCAAAGAAGACGAUCUGCUUUGCUAUAGGAAAGAAUACGACUGAAGGGCUGACUCACAUGAUGUGCAUUGAGGGGACCGAUGGUUGCAAAAGCCCGAAACCUUGUCGGUCAGAACUCGUAGUCCUUGAAUAUGGGUUGUACAGUGGAGAGCCAGCAACAAAAGUGCUUUUACAGCCUCUCACAGGAAGAACCCAUCAGCUCCGGGUCCAUUGCAGUGCCAUCGGGCACCCAGUUGUUGGGGACUUUACCUAUAGCUUUAAGAAGGACAAUGCUCCAUAUCGGAUGAUGCUGCAUGCAUUUUAUUUGUGUAUUCCAACCAGAGGAAAGUUGAAGUGAAACGCUCCAGACCCCUUUGUUCCCUCCUUCGACAGCAGUUGGGUCCCUCAGCAUCUUAUACACCACUUGGAUGAGCUGAUCCAGGAAUUGAAAGAGAAGGGCAUUUGGGCGGGGGAGGAAGAAAAGCAGGAAGAUCCAUCUGCUGUCCCAAGUUAUGAGGUCACAUCUGAAACAAAGACCCAAGAGAUGGAGAAACAACAAACCCACUGCAAGCAGUGCUUAUCUGAAUGGGCACCGGAAUGAAAUGGCUACUCCUUUGCGAUUGAAAUUGAAACCAUCUCUCUUUACCCUGGGGCUUUAGAAUUUAUCCCAAAUUCUAAAUACAAACACCCUGUAGACAUCCCUGAAGGAUAUUUUGAUACGUGUAUGCACAAAACUGCCUGGCUGGCUUCCGCUUUUUUAUCAUCAAAGCACAGCUUUGACUUUUAAACUAUUUGCUUGCCAAUUUAAAUCAAACUCAUGGUUUUAACUUGUAGGGAUGUUUGAGAGAUAGCCAUCCUAUAGUCUAUCAAUGUAAUAGUAAUAUCUGUUCCAGAAUGUUGUAGUAAAUAAUACAUUUUUAAGAUGUCUGAAUUAUUCUCACAACAGUAUUUUUGUUUUAAAAAUAAUGUUUGUGGUCCAUUUUCUAAAUGCAUAAAAUAUUCAAAUGGCUUUAAGUUACCAUAUUUUUCAGAGUAUAAGAUGCACCUUUCCCCCCCAAAAAAGAGGGUGAAAAUCUGGGUGUGU
Thamnophis elegans (Western terrestrial garter snake) is the source of this 1449-nucleotide messenger RNA. It is a transcript of the gene RPUSD1, whose product is annotated as RNA pseudouridine synthase domain containing 1. Gene Ontology annotation, biological process: pseudouridine synthesis. The record is from RefSeq and is a predicted model, not a curated record. Gene Ontology annotation, molecular function: RNA binding; pseudouridine synthase activity. Lineage: Eukaryota; Metazoa; Chordata; Lepidosauria; Squamata; Natricidae.